Molecule: messenger RNA, 1437 nt
Organism: Fraxinus pennsylvanica
Lineage: Eukaryota; Viridiplantae; Streptophyta; Magnoliopsida; Lamiales; Oleaceae
Source: the annotation of a GenBank genome assembly
AUGAAAAGUCAUCCGACUUUUGGAGAGAAAAGCAAACGCAAACCAUCAGCAUCUGCAGUUUCUGACCGCAAUCGCCAUCUUUUUGGGGGAAAGGGCCAAAUGAUGGGUAGCUUCAAACACCAAAAGGUUUCUGAGAGUCAGAAUAUUGAUAAUGGGGAUGAUGAAAUGAGCCAUUUACCUGAUUGUAUUCUUCAUCAUAUUCUUUCAUUCCUUCCAACCAAAGAGGCUGUAGCAACCUGCAUAUUAUCUAAGAGGUGGAAGUUCUUAUGGACAUCUGUUCCCAGCAUCGACUUUGAUGACUCAUUGUUGUAUUCGAGUCGGGGUAACAUUUGGCAAUCACAUGUCAUUCAUUUCAUGAAUUUUGUCCAGAGGGUUCUUCUGUUAAGAGAUGCAUCAAGCAUAAAAAAAUUCCGCCUUUCUUGUCGUGUUUGCUUCAGUGCAUCUCAUGUCCACGAAUGGGUUUCAGCUGCUAUCAGGCACAAUGUUCAAGAGCUUGACCUUUGUCUUUUUGUGGAUGAGCCUUUCAUGCUGCCUUCUUGUGUUUUUGAUAAUGCAUCACUUAAGAUUGUAAAAUUUGAAAUGAAUUGUAUCCUUCAACUACCUACUUAUAUUUCAUUUCCACGCCUUCAAAAAUUGCAGCUUUGUCUUGUCACAUUUCCGAAGGGUAACUCAAUGCAGAAGUUAUUUUCUAGUUGUCCUUCUCUUGAAGAGUUGGCUGUAUUAGAUUGUGAAUGGAUGAAUCUGAGCAGGAUAACAAUAUCUAUUCCUUCUUUGAAGAGUUUGACCAUAGAUGAUUUACCAUAUUGUUCUGUAGAUGAUCUAUGUGGUUGUGAAAUCAAGAUUGAUGCUGGAAAUCUUUCAUUUUUUAAGUACAGUGGUUAUCUUUCAAACGAAAUCCAUCUAUGUGAUCUUUCUUCGUCGGCCUUUGCAUCGAUUCACAUCCCCAUUAUUAGUGAAAGGCGGUGGGAAGUUGCUUGUCGUACUGUUAAGCUGUUAGGAGGGCUGAAAAAUGUGAGUAGCUUGAGAAUAUCCAGUGGCACCAUCAAGUGUCUCUUCCUUGCAGAUGAUGUGCUAGAUCAUAUUCCUAUGUUUCAGAACUUGACACAUUUGGAGUUGAGCAGAGGAUUUGAAAAUGAUUUCAUUGGACUGUUGUUGGAGUUUCUCCAAUUCUUGCCUAAGUUAGAAUCACUUUUCUUUUUGGAGGGAGUUGGGACUGGUGAAGGUGAUUGCACGCCCAAAUUGGUACCUGAUUGUGUGUUGUCUACCCUAAAGACAGUGAACUUCCAGAAGUUCCAUGGGUGUAAUGCUGAAAUGGAUUUACUCAAGCUCCAAGCAUUGCACACUUGCGUUCAUGUAAAACUUUACACAACCUCUCAAAUUAUUGCAACUGAAGACCUCUCGUUUAAGGGGAUUUUGCUAUGGACAGCUUUCUUUUGA